Messenger RNA from Fulmarus glacialis (Northern fulmar), 1308 nucleotides. RefSeq names its product dihydropyrimidine dehydrogenase [NADP(+)]-like. The record is from RefSeq and is a predicted model, not a curated record. Gene Ontology annotation, biological process: thymine catabolic process; uracil catabolic process. Gene Ontology annotation, cellular component: cytosol; cytoplasm. Lineage: Eukaryota; Metazoa; Chordata; Aves; Procellariiformes; Procellariidae. The annotation marks the transcript as partial. Gene Ontology annotation, molecular function: dihydropyrimidine dehydrogenase (NADP+) activity; uracil binding; iron-sulfur cluster binding. The transcript is spliced from 9 exons.
AUGAAAAACAGUAUAGAAAGAUGCUUCCUAGAAAAGAGAGAGAAGAGAGCUGACAUGAAAGAAGAGCAGACACAUUAUCAGUGUACCUCCGCCUGUUCCAGGGGAGCUUCCACUCUCCCCCAUCCUGAGGGUGUCCCGGUUCAGCUCUUCAUGAGCCAGCAGAAUGCAGUUUCCUCUGUGCAAUCUAAGGAGGAAUUCAAAAGAACUCUGAUUUACACGGUGGAUUUACACCAGAAGUGCCCGUCCAUUUCUGUAGGCACAGCAGUUUCUAUUUGUAAGAUUGUGGAGACGGCCUUGCUGCUGGGCUGUGGGUCUGAUCUGUCUCUCAAUAACAACCGAGUCUUAGUAAAAAGCAAAGCUGUACAAGCUGAGAUAGUGGCAGAAAAAGUAGAACUGAAGACUGUGUUUGCUUUAGUACAUGGUGAACGGGGAGAGCAAAAUCUAAAGAUUCUGAUUGCCAGUAUCAUGUGCAGCUAUAACAGGGAGGACUGGACUGAACUUUCAAAAAUGGCUGAGGUUGCUGGUGCAGAUGCGCUGGAGUUAAAUUUAUCAUGUCCUCAUGGUAUGGGGGAGAGGGGCAUGGGCCUGGCCUGUGGGCAGGAUCCAGAGCUGGUACGGAACAUCUGUCGCUGGGUUAGACAAGCUGUUCAGAUUCCUUUCUUUGCCAAGCUGACCCCAAAUGUCACUGAUAUUGUGAAUAUUGCGAUGGCUGCGCAGGAAGGUGGUGCAGAUGGUGUUACAGCCACCAACACUGUGUCAGGAGUGAUGGGACUGAAAGCAGACAGCACACCUUGGCCAGCGGUUGGUGGAGGACUGAGGACCACAUAUGGUGGCAUGUCAGGAAAUGCUAUUAGGCCCAUCGCCCUCCGUGCAGUGUCUGCCAUAGCCCGUGCUCUCCCAGGAUUUCCCAUCUUAGCAACUGGAGGCAUCGAUUCUGCUGAAAGUGGGCUCCAGUUUCUGCAUAGUGGGGCUUCUGUUUUACAGGUAUGCAGUGCAAUCCAGAAUCAAGAUUUCACUGUUAUUGAUGACUACUGCAGUGGACUGCGAGCUCUUCUUUACCUGAAAAGCAUUGAGGAACUCAAAGACUGGAAUGGACAGAGUCCUGCAACCAUGCGCCAUCAGAAAGGAAAACCAGUACCUAGAAUUGCUGAUCUGAUGGGAAAGAAACUACCCAGUUUUGGGCCUUACCUGGAACAACGCAAAAAGAUAAUAGCUGAGAACAAGAUUAGACUAAAGGAACAGAGCAUGGCUGCUGUGCUUCCCGAGAAAAAGCAUUUCAUUCCGAAGAAGUCCAUUCCAGCAAUCAAG